AUGAAAUAUUCUUCAUUAGUUAAAUUAAAUGAUUUAUCUGAUGAAAUUCUUAUCUAUAUUUUAAAAAAAUUGGACAAUGAUCAAGUACUAUAUUCUUUAAUAGGUGUUAAUAAACGGCUCAAUACGUUAAUACAUGAUAGAAUUUUUACAAAUCAUUUAAGAUUAAUGAGAUAUAUCUCCGAUGAUUCUAUCAAUUUAUUAUCUGAUACAAUACUUGAUCGAUUUUAUUCAGAAAUUUUACCUUCGAUUCAUCAUAAUAUUCAAUGGCUUGAUGUUGAAUCAUCAUCUAUGGAAUGUAUUCUUCUUUCUAGAAAUUAUCCUAAUUUAUACAGACUUGGUUUAUAUAAUCUUGAAAUAGAAAGAACAAAACAUUUGUUUACUAAUGAAACUAUUUUAAAUGAUUUAUUUAAAAAUCAAAUUUUAUCACUUAUUAUUCAUAUUAGUAAAAACAAAAAAAAUCAAACUUCAACAAAAUAUGAUAAUAUAACAAUCAUAUUUACAAAUAUAUUUUCUAUUUUCACUAAUCUACAGGAGUUAAAAUUCGAUUCAAAUUCAAUUUAUCCUCGAUAUUUAUCAUUUGAUAUUUCACCUCGAAUUUUUAUUUCUUCAACUCUAUUAAAAUUACAUGUCAAUGUAACACAUUUCUACGAUUUGAUUUAUUUACUUGAUGGACGUUUUAAUCAACUUCAACUCCUUCAUGUUACCACUUUUUCUAUUCAGCGUUCUUCACUUCGAACAAUCAAUAAUAUGGAAAAUUUACCUAAUUUAAAAUACUUUUUAUUAUAUUGUAAAACAGAUACAGUUUAUUAUGAUGAAUUAAUUCUUCCACUUUUACAUCGAAUGUUAAAUUUAGAAAAACUUCAUUUAUGUCUUAAAAUUUGUGGUAGAAAGACUUUUAUUCAUGGAAAUAAUUUGAAAAUAAAUAUUCUAAAUCAUAUGCAAAAAUUAAAUCAAUUUACAUUUAACAUUCGGUCAACUAUUCGUCUUCAUAAUAAAAUUAGUUUAUUAUUAUCAAAUGAAGAUAUUCAAAAUACAUUCAAUGAUUUUCAAAAUAAUAAAAUUAUUUCUUGUGUUGAUUAUUUUUCCGAAAUGGAACGAGGUCAAUGUCAUAUUUAUUCAUAUCCAUAUCAAUUGAUAUAUUAUCAUCAAAUAACAAAUAAUUUUUCAGGUGGAAUUUUUAAAUAUGUUCGUGAAAUAUCAUUAUUUGAUGAACAACCUUUUGAACAUGAAUUUUUUUUUCAAAUUUCUUAA
Rotaria sp. Silwood2 is the source of this 1251-nucleotide messenger RNA. NCBI's taxonomy places the organism in Eukaryota, Metazoa, Rotifera, Eurotatoria, Philodinida, Philodinidae. The record is from the annotation of a GenBank genome assembly.